Messenger RNA from Malaclemys terrapin pileata, 11945 nucleotides. RefSeq names its product SH3 domain containing ring finger 3 (gene SH3RF3). The transcript has 10 exons. NCBI's taxonomy places the organism in Eukaryota, Metazoa, Chordata, Testudines, Emydidae. The record is from RefSeq and is a predicted model, not a curated record. Bases 6022 to 8631 code for a protein of 869 amino acids. Gene Ontology annotation, molecular function: metal ion binding; protein binding.
AAUAAGAAUAGGUUUUUAAUGAGCUGUAUACUCUACUGCAUGUUUAAUUACAUUGAUUCUUUCAAAAAUAGUAAUAAUGCUUAGUACUUUUAUAGCACUUUACAUUUUUUGAAGUGCUGUACAAACAUUUGUCACUCAUUAAUCAUUGCUCGGUAGUAAAACUGUGAUAUGAAUAGUUACUACAUCACUGGCCCUUACAAGUAGAGCAAGAACAAGGGCAAGAUGUGAGAGCAAUUUGUGUGUGAUUAAACCUAAUCUGUGAGGCAUUUGGCAAAAGACUGGAAACAAGUUGGCUGGAUCUAAUAGCAUCAUGUAAAUGGAUGAGGACAAAGCUAAAAACUCAUUUCCCCUCUCCCCACAAUAUAUCUGUCUAUCCAAAAGUUUAAUAUAUAAAAAAGCGAAAGCCAACAGUCCUUCCUGCUCUGAACUCAAUAUUAAAAAAGGAUCAUAAGAGAAUAAAAUCCAUGAAAACAGAACCAGCAUUUUUAAAAAAUUGAGACACUUGAAUACCUGAUGUAUUACACGUACUGUACUAUUGUUCUGAUUGUUAUAAUUUGUGUACAACUGCAAACUAAAGCUUUCUAUACUAAAACUUCUGUUUAUUCUUCAUAUAAUAGUAUUUUGCCUUUAUUAAGCACCUUUAAUCUCAAAGUACUUUUCAAAUUUAACUUUCCAGAUGAUGUCAUGAUAUCCUCUCACACUCAAGAUACCCCCCUUGGGGAAGGGAUCCCUGUUAUUAGGAAGAGAAAAGUAACAGUAAAGGGGGAUUUGAUUAUUAGAAAUAUAGAUAGUUGGGUUUGUGAUGACUGGGAGAACCACAUAGCGAAUUGCCUGCUGGGUGCAAAGGUUGUGAACCCCUCAAGACAUUUAGACAGACUUUUGUGCAGUGCUGGGGUGGAGCUUGUGGUUGUGGUAUAUGUAGGUACCAUGACCUAGCAAAGGUUAGGACAAAGGUCCUGGAAGCCAAAUUUAGGUAAGAAAUUAAAGUCCAUUAUCUGAAAUGUUUCCAAUUCCAUGUGCAGGGCCAGUUAGACAGGCAGAACUGCAGAGUCUCAAAGCAGGAUGAAAUGACGGUGUUCAAAGGAGGGAUUUAGGCUUAUUAGGAACUGGGGAACCUUCUGAAAAGGAGGAGCCUGGAAAGAUGGGUUCCAUCUAAACCAGAACGGAACCAGAUUGCUGGUAUGUAAAAUUAAAAAGGGGUAAGACUGUACAAGCCUUGGCUGCUUAUUGUAGGGUUCCUGAGUUGGAACCCAGUGUAGAGGGUGGGCCUGGGUUCCCCUACCAGCCACUGGGAAGUGGCGCAGGGCAUUGGAGACACCAGCUAGACAGCUGGUCAGGAAGGACUUUGAUUUCUCUGGAAGGGGAGGACCCUCUCUAAUAUCUGCUGAUUGUUACAAUAAUAGGAAGCAAGAGUUAGAGCUGUAGUAAAACUCCACCAGGCCUUGCAGGGGGACAGAUUGUUUAAACCACACUGGAGAGGCAAAGAUUAGUGAGGGAAUAAAGCUGCAGUGGCAGAACUGAAGGGGCACAGAGCAGGAGGAAUACUGGAGAGAACUGAACUUGGGUGACCUGAGAGCCAGACACAAGGGAACUGGAACCAGGACAGGGAAAACGCAAAAAGGAAGGAGAGAAUUAAAGGGAAAACAGUGAUUUAUUGAGAAAUUAGAGUAGGUGGAGAUCUAUGAACAGAGAAAAGUGGAGAGAAGAUAGAAUUUGGAAGAUAAGGCCCUAAUCCAGAAAAACAUUUUUAGCAUGUCAGUAGUCUGAUUUAGGGAAUACUGACAUGCUGAAAGUUAAGCCCUUGUUUUAUGUGCUUUCCUGGAUCGGGCCUGAAAGAUCAUACUGAGAAGUAUAGGAAAGAAGAGUAAGAAAAAUUUGGGGAUGAGGGGAGGUGUAUGAGCAACAGAGAGACUACAGGAGUAUAAUGAAGUUACAGAAAAAUAAAAGUACAGAUCGUUUAAAAAAAGUUUUAAAAACAGAAAAAAUUACACACAAAAGCCUUAAGAAAAAUAUACAGAAAGAAAGAAAUAGCAGGGGAAAGAAAAAUUACUGUAUCACCUGUGUUUUGCUUUCUGUUUUACUUAACUAAGCCCACAAAUUUUUAGUAAUGAUUAAUUCCCAGUCUCAGCUGCCACAACAUCUGCCUUCAAACUCCAAGUGUUAAGUAAUUAUUUGUAAACUAAUUAAGUAAUGUGAUUAACAUGGUUCCUAAAAAGAGGUGCAUUUUACACACGUUGAAAAAGUAGUCACACAUUUUGAACAUUUUCCACACCUUCCCUGGUUAGGAUAUUUUAGAAAUUAGGUGUUAAACAGUUGUUGUGUUGCACAUGGCAUGUAGCUUGAUGGAUGAAGAGAUUUUUUUUUUAUAGGUUAAGAACGUAAGACUACUGGGUCAGAUCAAUGGUCCAUCUGGACCAGUAUCCUGUCUUUUGAAAGUAGCUGGUGCCAGAUCCUUCAGAGGGAAUGAACAGAACAGGACAAUUAUUGUGUGGUCCAUCCCCUGUCAUCCAGUCCCAGCUUCUGACAGUCAGAGGUUUGGGGACACUCAGCAUAAGGUUGCAUCCCUGACCAUCUUAGCUAAUAGCCAUUGAUAGAUCUACUCUCUGUGAACUUAUCUAAUUUUUUAUAACACAGUUAUACAUUUGGCCUUCACAACAUCCCCUGGCAAUGAGUUCCAUAGGUUGACUGUAUGUUGUGUGAAGAAGCACUUCCUUGUAUUUUAAACCUGCUGCCUGUUAAUUUCAUUGGCUGACACCUGUUUCUUGUAUUAUGUGAAGGGGAAAAUAACACUUCCUUAUUUACUUUCUCCAGACCAUUCAUGAUUUGGUAGACCUCUAUCAUAUCCUCUUUUAGUCAUCUGUUUUCUAAACUGAACAGUCCCAGUCUUUUUAAUUUCUGUUCAUAGGGAUGCAGUUCCAUACCCCUAAUCAUUUUGUUGCCCUGUUCUGUACUUUCCCAAUUCUAAUAUCUUUUGCCAGAAGGGGUAACCAGAACUGCACACAGAAUUCAAAGGGUGGACAUGACAGAUUUAUAUAGUGGAAUGAUGAUAUUUUCUGUAUUAUUAUCUAUCCCUUUCCUAAUGGUUCCUAGCAUUCUGUUAGCUUUUUUGACUGCUGCUGCUACUGCCUUUACAUGGGUGGUAAAGGCAGUGGAGCUGCAACGAGCUUGUCCAGAGGCCAGAGCAUUUAAUCCACCCUGCAAGGCUGAUGAUUAGGUGUGUGGAAAUUCAAUCAGAACCUCAUUCUUUUGUCCCGGCUGGGGGCUCCAUGUGUGACUGAGCACUCAGCUUGAGGAGAAGCGGGCAUGCAUCCCACUUCCAGAAGCAGGACUGUUUCCAUGCAUGGCUAUAUUUGUUCAGUGCUGUUUGGCACUCCAGGCAGAGGAAGUAGAGAAGGGAUAUCUGCUGCUCUUCCCAAUGGCCUGGGAGGCUGGAACACAGAGCCUUGGAAUCCAUGAAGGUCAGCUCAUAUGUGGGAGAUUGAAAAGGGAACAGAUGUUCCUCACUAUCGUUAGAUUUUUCUGAUUGUUUUCACCAGGUUGUUAGCAGUAAAGUGCAGCAUAAAAACAUAUUCCUUUUUUUAUUGGGAGUGUAUGUAACAGAAAAAGCAGUCACCAGUAGCAGUAUAUGAUUUACUGGGUUAGGACAAAGGUCUUGCCUGCUGAGACAGAAAUUGUAUCACAGGAAUUCUUAGUAGAGACCCUAAUGCCUUUCUUCAAAGGUAUUUAGUCACUGGUAUUUAGUCCUGGGGUUAGGCAUGUAAAUCCCAGUUUUGGCUCCAAUGUAAUCCACAAAACUCUGGCCAAACUGUGUAGGUGCCUGAACUCACUUGGCACCUAUAUUUUUCAGGGUAAUAUUUUCCUAGGGGCCUAUGUUUCUGCCUUUGGGUAUGUACAUUGCUGCCUCACUCAGAUGCCCAGAGGACUAAUCUCCUGCCUAAGCCCCUGAGCAAUUCACAAACCAGAUGAAGACAGGCUAUGUCACAUGCGGGACCUAAUCCAGUAGGCGAGCUCAGAGGCUGCCUGCUUGAUUGGGUCUCAUUCAAAACGCAGCUAGAGAAAGAGCCCAUUUUAUAACUUUUAGCUCAAUUGUUAACAGGACUCACCUGGGAUGUGGGACACCCAGUUUCAGUUCCCCUCUCUGCCUGAAGUGGGGAGAGGAUUUCAGCAGGGUCUCCCACCUUUCAAGAGAUGCUCUAACCACUGAACUAUGGGUUAGUCUGAUGUAGGGCUCCCUUAGUCUCUCCUAUUGAAGUUGUUGCACUGAUGAAAGAGAGGUUGAAGCAGGGGGACUGGCCCUGGAGUCUACCACCUCCCAGGGCCGUUUGUCCUAACCACUGAACUACUGAAUCAUUCCCAUUCUCUUACAGACCCAGUGACAAAAGUCAGUCGUCCAGCUAUCUGUCUAUCUGACAAAAGCUUUCAUUAGUAUUAAAUUUUAGUAAAUAUUCAGCUACACUCUCAAGGAAUUUGUCCAAGAACCUCCCCCCACCAAUAUCCUUCUAGCACUAUGCCAGUAGGUGCUGUGUCCGAGACUGUCCACUAAGGGGCAACCCACUGCAAGAAAUACAUUUUAGAUGAGCAGUUUGAACAAACUUCUGCAAACUUCCCCAGCAUCUCGGGUUGCUCCGGGGUGCGUAUUUCCGUUGCUCUGACGCUGUCCUGAGCCUGGGGUCGGAUAGGAGAAAGCAAUUUCCCGCCCUGAAGUGGGAGGAGAAGGAAGAAAGAGAGGUUCUGCAGCAGCAAGAAGCUUGGAUUUAACUGCUCACUUUCGCAGCACACAUUAGCUGCCUUUGGAUCUGGGCUGAAAUAAAAAGUUUCCUGAAUGACUGGCCCGUGCUUGAGGACGGGAAGUGAGACGGAAGACUCUCCAGCUUGAAUUACUUGCUGCUGGAUGGUAUGCUGUGUAGUUUGGACCGCAUUCCCUGCAGAUGAAGUGUUAGUGGCAAAGGCACAUUGCUAGCUGCGCUGUCAGUCUGCUUGCACUCUCCAGCCUGUCUCCUUUCUUGGCAGCAGCAUCCCUGGGCUGUUGGUCACUGGCCAUCCUUCCUCAGAGGCAGGAAGUCAGAGCCAGUGGGCCUGAUAAUGACCACACAACUAGGCAACGUGAUUAGCGCUAACCGUGAUGAGCAGAAAAUUAAAGUCAGCAAGAUUGACAAAUCUUUCUGUAUUUUUCAGGCCCAGUAUCUGAGCCGAUUCCUGGAGAGCACUUCUGUGCUUGCGUAAGGGAGGGGAGAGGGUGCGGGUGUCAUCCGUUUUCUUGCGAAAGGAUUCUGCAAAAUGCUGCACGGACAGCGUGUGCAAAAGGGUCUUGUUUGGUCCCGUUAACUCUCCUCUUCCCCUGUGCAGCAUUUCUCCGCACUGUUAUUUCUGCUCUUUCGAAGAGGCGGGGGGAGACACUGCUGAGUAAGGCAGGGGGGAGAGCGAGAGAGAAGUGCUGCGAUCGGGUUACAGCGAGCCAUGGGGGAGCAGAGGAGGGGCCGCUUGGCGAGGAGCAGCAGCGGGUCAGAUGAAGUGCUGCAGCCAUCCCUGGGGGGAUCUGUUUUGCCUCGUUCCCCUGCCCGCUGGGCCAGCUCCGUGGCUUCCAGCGAGGCUUGGAUACGCUAAGCCGGCUCCCCGGAUGCGCCAUGCCCCAUCCCAGCUGCUGAUCGCACACAGCGGGUGGGGGGGAGACCCCAGGAAACAGGUGCCCUCCUCUUCCUCCAGCUCCAUGCUGCCGGGAUUGCUCUCUCACCAGCAUUCACCCGCGGUACCCCUGUGCUGCAAGGACAGGGGGCUGGCAGGCGAGGGCAGAGGGAGCCCGGCGGCCUGAACUUGGCCGUGGCCCCGCUCUCUGACGGCCCGGUGAACGGGAGGAGCUGUACCCCGGACUGCUAGAGGCGGUGAUUCACUUGCUGCCUCCAGCGCUCCCCGCUACCGCCCUGCGCGGCCGCGGCCGCCGCCGCCCUGAUGGCUCCAGCUGACAGGCCGCUCGCAGGGAGCAGGGGCCGCCAUGUGCCGCGGUGGCCUCUGCUGCGGCUCUAGAUGCUCCUAGGGGCGUCCCGGUUGUGCGCGCCCGAGGCAGCCGCAGCGAAGCGGGGAGCGGAGGCGCGGCGGGGAGGCGGCGAAGCGGCGGCGGCGGAGGAGGCGAUGGACGAGUCGUCCCUGCUGGACUUGCUGGAGUGCUCCGUGUGCCUGGAGCGGCUGGACACCACGGCCAAGGCGCUGCCCUGCCAGCACACCUUCUGCCGCCGCUGCCUGGAGAGCAUCGUCAGCUCCCGCCACGAGCUGCGCUGCCCCGAGUGCCGCAUCCUGGUGGGCUGCGGGGUGGACGAGCUGCCCGCCAACAUCCUGCUGGUCCGGCUGCUGGACGGCAUCCGCCAGCGGCCCCGGGGCGGCGGUAGCGGCGGCGGCAGCCCCACGGCGCAGGGCAGCGCAGCGGCGGCGGCCGCCGCCCCUGGCAGCGGAGGAAGCGACUCGGCGGGGUCGCCCGCCUAUCAUCCCGCGGCGGCCACCGGCUCCCCCAGCGCGGCCGCCGCCAGCCGGAGCGCCCUGUUGGGAAAGAGUAUUUCUCAACUGCCCUAUGGUAAAGCUCUCUACACCUAUGAGGGAAAAGAACCUGGUGACCUCAAGUUUACCAAAGGGGACAUUAUCAUACUACGCCGAAAGGUGGAUGAGAAUUGGUAUCAUGGAGAGCUCAAUGGAAACCAUGGCUUCUUUCCAGCCAGCUACAUCCAGUGUAUCAAGCCCCUUCCACAAGCUCCGCCUCAGGGCAAAGCACUUUACGAUUUUGAAAUAAAGGAUAAAGACCAAGACAAGGACUGUUUAACCUUCACCAAGGAUGAAAUUUUGACUGUUAUCAGACGAGUAGAUGAUAACUGGGCAGAAGGAAUGCUGGGAGAUAAAAUUGGAAUUUUCCCUAUCCUCUAUGUUGAGCUCAACGAAUCAGCUAAACAGCUUAUAGAGAUGGACAAGACAUGCUUAGCUGCUGCAUCUGGCUGUGAUGUCCCUUUGCCAUCUGACACCAACAUGGCAGUAAAUUUGGCCCAGUGCUCUACUUUAAACAAUACAGGAGCAGUCAGUGCCAUUCAGCGGCAUAUUGAUGGCAAGAAGAAUGCCAAGAAACGCCACUCCUUCACUGCUCUCAGUAUGACACACAAAUCCUCUCAGGCCAUGCAUAACAGGCAUUCCAUGGACAUUAGUGCUCCAGUUUUGAUCAGCUCUAGCGAUCCCCGAGCUGCUGCCAGAAUCGGAGACUUGACUCAUCUUUCAUCCAGUGCUCCAGCCCAGGACUCCUCCUCAAUUGGAACAGCUACAGUGGCUGGACCCAGAACAAGUGCAAUAAUUGGAGAUCAGGGAACACCGACAAAGGUCCAGCUCCCCCUCAAUAUCUACUUAGCUCUGUAUGCAUACAAGCCUCAGAAGAAUGAUGAGCUGGAGCUGCGUAAAGGCGAAAUGUAUCGGGUCAUUGAGAAGUGUCAGGAUGGCUGGUUCAAGGGGACAUCUCUGAGAACGGGAAUGUCUGGAGUCUUUCCAGGCAACUACGUGACUCCUGUUUCCAGAGUGCCUAUAGGAGGUGGCCAGCCCAGGAAUAGCUUAGCAGGCGGGGCUCAGACAGUAAAAGGACCCCCAGGAGCUGUUCACCCAGGAGGUGCAAGUCUUACAAACACGGCCACUGCUGUCAGACCUGUUGUUCCAAUCACUGCACCUCAGACACAUCCCCAACAACAAACAGCGUCUCCUCAGAUGAAUAACUGCAUGAGGUACUCAGCCCAGCAAAUGGUCAGCCAGACUCGCAGUGCCAUGCAGAUGGUAGCACACCCCUCUGCCCAGGUACCGGAGCGGCCCACGGCAACCGUCUCACCACUGAGAACCCAGAACUCUCCAUCCCGUCUCCCAGCCACUGUGGUUAGGUCACACUCCAUGGCUUCUCCACAACAUGCCCAUCAGUCCCCUGUCCAAGUUAUUCCUGGAGCACAGUGUGCCAGGCCCAUCAUUCCUCUCACUUCAGCAGCAGCAGCCAUUACUCCUCCAAAUGUCAGUGCGGCCAACUUGAACGGAGAGGCAGGAAAUGGGCCGAUCAGUGGCUUGGUGACUUCCAGCCCAACCAACACCUCCUGCAAAGCAGAGGAGAGGAAAAAUGAAAAGAAAGAGAAGAAGAGCGGAUUGUUGAAACUUUUAGCUGGCGCGUCAACAAAAAAGAAAUCACGCUCCCCUCCAUCUGUGUCUCCGACACCGGACCCCCAGGGAGCCGUGGAGGGAGCUCUGCAGGGAGCGGUGGGACCUGAACUCUCCUCACUCUCCAGCCACGGCAGGGCAGGUUCAUGCCCAAUUGAAAGUGAAAUGCAAGGAGCUAUGGGGAUGGAGCCACUGCACAGAAAAACAGGCUCCUUGGAUUUGAAUUUUUCCAUUCCUUCUCCUGCCAGGCAGCUACCUUCUUCGAUGGCAGCCAUCCGUCCAGAGCCCAAGCCAUUGCACCGGGAAAGGUAUCGUGUCGUGGUUCCAUAUCCUCCUCAAAGCGAAGCAGAGAUUGAACUGAAAGAAGGUGACAUUGUGUUUGUGCACAAGAAAAGAGAGGAUGGCUGGUAUAAGGGGACAUUACAGCGAAAUGGCAGGACGGGCCUCUUCCCCGGAAGCUUUGUAGAGAGUUUCUGAGGGCUUGCUUUCUUCCCCAUCACUGCUCUCUGAACUGAAAGAUCUUUUAGGGGAAAUUCCAUAGCACAAGAAGAGACAGCAAAGGGAAAUGUGACUGAUAUCCACUGCCAUUUUUACAUCCAAAGACUCCCCGGGCCCUUCAUUCUAUAGCUCUGGAACCACAGUAUCUGCUGUGCUUCCAAAACCAUGUACAGUACAUACAGUGGUAUGUUGAAGUAGUGCCUUCCACUUGGAAUCAUAGACUGAGAGGAUGCACAUUUGGUUUGUAUCUAAACUAAACUCCAACUGUUACCCAUUAUGUAAAUUAUAGAGAAAAUAUCUUUUAAAAAGUUGUUAUAUUGCUGUAACUUAUUUGUCAGAGCUGCAGUGUUCUUAUUGCUGGCCUAUGCAAGAUGGAUUUGGGUGUGGCAGGAGGCAGAGUAGGGAGCUCUUGAACUGGGAUUUUAUAUUUCCUGGGGGAAAAAGAGAGUGUGUGGAAAAACCCAGCUAAAGAUUUGUGCAUUGUUCUGCAAGAAAGAAUUUGAAGUCCAAAAUGUUAGUGUCAUGCUUUCUAUAUACCUCAAAAAUAUGCUGCAUAAGGAUGUCAGUAAGUGUGUUAGUGAUCAGAGUUCUGAAGUACCUGUGAGAUGCACUGGGCAGAUCCUUGAAGAACUCUGGCUCCAUCAUUCAAUUGCGGUUAUUUGAGUAGAAACCCUUUGGUUUAUCAUCUGUCCAUAUUAUAUGCAGCAUUUUUUUGCCUAUCCAGUAUCCACCUUUCCAUUCCUUUUUUUUUUUUUUUUUUUUUUUGGUAUGACAUACCCUUUUUAAUUGUUUGCAGUAUUGUUGCAGCUGUGUUGGUCCCAGGGUAUUAGAAAGGCAAGUUGAGUGAGGUAAUACCAUUUAUUGGACCAACUAUUUGGUCCAAUAAAAGAUAUUGCCUCAUCCACAUUGUCUCUCUAAUUAAUACCUUUUUAAUGUAAGAACUGUUAUACAUGAUAUAUAUACAUAUAUUCCUAACAGAUCAGGCAUUUCCUGCUUUUCAUACAUCUGGUGCUUUUAUUAUUAUUAUUUUAUUAAUAGGAAGAUCCUGUUUGGCUUAAGAAAGAGACUGUUAACAGCAACAUUAACAGGUUUCACAUUUAACAUGUGAAUUCCGAAAUGUACUGAAAGUAGAUUUCAUCAAGAUGAAAAUGUUUGCUAGUACUACAUGAAGCAAGAGAGAAAAAUCAGAUUAGGCGGUGAUAUAUAUAUAUGUGUGUGUGCGUAUGUGUGUGUGUGUGUUUGUAGGUAACUCACUUUCAUAAGAACAUAAGAACAUUCUUUAUAUAUAGUUUCUAAAGACCCUUAAUAAAGCACAGUAAUCUGUCUAGACAAUGAUAAUUAUUCAAGAAUUGGGAGCAUUUCCAGGAGGAGUAAUUUUAAUUGACUUUUAUAUGGCAAUAAAAAGAACACUGCAGGUUCCAGCAAGCACAGGAAUCGUGGAAUUUUCCUCUGUCGUUGCAUCAGAGAGAAGAGAGCUGAACUGCAACAGCUGUAAUUAGCAUUGUCAAAAUGUGAUUUUUUUUUUUACUGUAGAAAUGUACAGUUCUCAACACUGUUCUAACCUGGUCAAGCUACAAUACAAAAUAUAUCAGGCAAUAUAACCCUCCAUCUACAAGGGACCUAAAGGUGCAAUAAAUGUAAAGUAAGUUUAUGCAGUUAUUUGUAUCAAACAAAGAAGAGAAAAAUCAGAUAAUGCAAGUGUGGGAGUAUUUAAAAAAAAAGAUUCAGUUGUGGUAUCCUAUAACCAAGUUGUAACAAAAGAAUAUUCUUAACUAUGUUGUGCCCUGCCUUUUCUAGUGACUGGCUGCUUGCCCAGACCAGGAUAUGGUGGUCAUUCAAGACUAUGUUAUAGUUGCAGUAACCUGGAGAUGAUUUUAGUAAAAAGAGGGGACCCAAUGGGUGUAUGCCAUUACUUUGUUCCCAGUAUUUCUUAUGCCGAAGGUGUAGGUUUUGUUUUCAUUCAAGCCAGGUAUGCUAGCACAUAUCAAAACAUGUAUAAGUGAACAUUCCUACUUAUGUUGAACUGAAAGACUUUGUUCUCUGUAAAAUAAGUUUCUCUUCCUGUCAUUUGUAACAAACAGAUUCCAGAAACACAGUCUGCGGCCAAGUAUUGCAUCUUCAAAUCACAGAAACAUUAUUUUCUGGGAGGAUGGCGGGGGGGUAUUUGUAACGUUACCACAUUUGUUCAUGUUCCAGGUGGUAAUCAGUCAUCAGUAAAAUAAACGGUUAUUGUUAAGAGAAAAUUGCCUUUUUAUAACCAAUAAGAGCUUUAAGAAAUUUUUUCUGCAAAAGGCUGAUUGAAGAAUAGAGCACUAUCUUUCCAGUCCUUUCAUCCAAAUCAGAAAUGGUAUCUCUGCACCUUGAGCCACGAUCCGGUCAGCUAGCAAGCUGACAAUGCUCCCCUCCCCCCCCCCCAAUGUGUUCUAUACACACAUAUAUAUAUAUAUAAAUUCUUGGUUAGCAUUGUCAGAAACAGAUUUCUCUGACAAACUAUAGUGGCUAAAUAUCAGUUAAAAUUCUGUUCCAUGGUAUGUUUACUAUAUCCAGAGAAAUGAAACAGGAAUCAUAUUGUAUUCAGUCAGAUCUAAAAUAGUUCCAGAUUUCACUGUUCUAAUGCUUAAAUCUAACAGGACAAAAGCCGUUAUGCAAGAAAAUACAGAAAUGUCUGUGUAAAAUCAGUGUUUUUAAUGUAUUUUGCAGUCAGAACAAUAAUAAUUUUUAACUAUAGAUAAUGAAGGCAAAAUAACCCUUUCAGUCACACCUCCUAUUAGGAGAAAUAUUUUUUGGUGUUUGAUAUUUUGAAAACAGCUGUUUCUGGUCCCCAUUUAUUGCUUACCAUAAUAGUCUUGAUUAUUGAAUAAUUUUCUUGGACAAAUCAAUUCCAUGCGAAGAGCACAACUGCAGAACAUAAGACUGAUCAGUGGUACAAGAAAAUUACCCAGUGCCAUUUAGAAAGUCUUUGACCAUGGGAGGGGAUUGGCGCUUACUGUGAUCCAUUUUUAAAUUGCAUACAAAGGAAAGAUAAAGGAGGGGGAGGGAGUGUGCGUGCGUGUCCUACAAGGGAAAAAAAGUGAAAGAAACCUUCUGGCAGCCUCAUUUUGUAAAAUGCCAGAUAUGCUGUUCUAGAAAUGGUUGCAGCUAAUUGAACAAUUCCUUUGUACUUUGCACAGCUCAGAAAAUGUUUUUUGUUAUACAUGAAUGUUAACGUGAUUUAGAAAAUAUUGAUGGUUACGAGUACAAAUGAACUACAAGGACUGUGUUUCUGAUGCUUUAAAUAAAAUAAAUUGAGGUCA